This is a messenger RNA of Danio rerio (zebrafish), 2038 nucleotides long. The record is from RefSeq and is a predicted model, not a curated record. Lineage: Eukaryota; Metazoa; Chordata; Actinopteri; Cypriniformes; Danionidae.
CAAUCAACGAGAAGUUUAGAGAAAGUGAAACUGGUAUACCAACAACAUAAACGCCUGACACGACAAAACAUAUUUGAUACUACAGAGUUUUUAAUGAGCUGUUCAAAAACUCGAGGACACAUUUGAUACGGCAAGGUACAGAAAUGGCAGAAUCUUUACCAACAUCGACAAAAGGAAAAGCAGCUAGGAGAAGGAGCAUAGAUGAUCCUCCAUGGAUGUCCUCUUCCAGUGGUCCACUGUCUGAGGAGCUUCGGUGCUCUAUAUGUCUGGAGGUGUUCACUGAUCCGGUCAGCACUCCAUGUGGACACAACUUCUGCAAGAGCUGUCUGAAUAAGUACUGGAACAACAGCCAGACCUGCAGCUGUCCAAACUGUAAAGAAACAUUCACACAGAGACCUGAUCUCAAGAUUAACACCACACUCAGAGAGAUCUCAGAGCACUAUAAAGAGAAAAGGCCUGAGGAAAAGGCUGAAGUUGUGUGUGACAUGUGUGAGGGCAGAAAGCUGAAAGCCCUGAAAUCGUGUCUGGUGUGUCAGAUUUCUUACUGUCAAACUCACCUGGAGCCUCAUUCGAGAAUAGCAGGUUUAAAGAAACACAAACUGAUGGAUCCUGUGAGGAAUCUGGAGGACUAUAUAUGUCAGAAACACGACAGACCUCUGGAGCUCUUCUGUAGAGAUGAUCAGCAAAUCAUCUGUGUGUCCUGCACUGAUGGAGAUCACAGGAACCACAACACAGUUUCUUUAGAAAAGACUGAGUUGAUGAUCCAAGACACAGAGCAGAUGAUCCAGGAUAGAAUCAAGAGGAUUCAACACAUCAAACACUCAGCAGCAGACAGAAAAAUAUACUCAGAGAAGGAGAAAGCAGCUCAUGUGGAGAUCUUCACUGAUCUGAUCCGCUCCAUUGAGGGAUGUCAGAUUGAACUGCUGGAGAUGAUGGAGGAGCAGCAGAAAGCAGCAGAGAAACAGGAGGAAGAGCUGAUUGAAGAGCUGGAGCAGGAGAUCACUAAGCUGAAGAUGAGAAACACUAAACUGCAGCAGAUUUCACACACUGAGGAUCUCCUACAGAUUUACUCAUCCCUGCAGUGCAGACCUGCAGACACCAGGAACUGGCCUGAGAUCAGUGUGAAGACUCAGGAGAAUCUGGAGGAUCUGAGAGGAGCUUUAAAUCAGCUGAAGGACACUGUAGGGGAGAAACUUACACAAAUCGAGCUGAAGUGGAUGCAGCAGUAUGCAGUGGAUGUGACUCUGGAUCCUGAUACAGCUCAUCCUAAACUCAUCCUGUCUGAUGAUGGAAAACAAGUAAAACAUGGAGACAUCAGACAGAAACUCCCAAACAAACCACAGAGAUUUGAUAGAUAUGCAAUGGUUCUGGGAAAGGAGGGAUUCUCCUCAGGGAGAUUUUAUUUUGAGGUGCAGGUGAAGGGAAAGACUAAAUGGGAUUUAGGAGUGGUCAGAGAAUCUGUAGACAGGAAGGGAAAGAUCACACUGAGACCCAGUGAUGGAUUCUGGACUGUGUGUUUGAGGAAUGGGAAUCAAUAUAAAGCCGGUGCUGAUUCUCCUGUCUCUCUGUCUCUGAAAGUGAAGCUGCAGCGGGUCGGUGUGUUUGUGGAUUAUGAGGAGGGUUUGGUCUCCUUUUAUGAUGUGGAGUCCAGCUCUCAUAUCUACUCUUUCACUGGUCAGACUUUCACUGAUAAACUCUAUCCAUAUUUCAGCCCAGAAGAUAAUGAUGACGGUAAAAACUCAGCUCCUCUAAUCAUCACACCUGUAAGUAGUAAAUGAAUUUACACCACUGAUGAAACUUGACAAAAUAACGAUUUAUAUGAUUCAUGUUUGAUAAUGUUAAACAUCUUCGUGCUGCAAUUUAAAUCCCUCAUUUAUAUUUUGUAGAAAUGUGUUGUAUUUAGCUGGAUAUUUUAAACGUACCAAAAUCCUAUGUAAAAAUUCUCCAUUAUCUACAAGACAGAGAAAACCAUGUAAAUAUUGAAAGUUUGCUUAAACUGUAAGUAAAUAAAGACACAUUGAGUCAUAAAUGGAUCAAA